Haliotis rufescens (red abalone) is the source of this 1655-nucleotide messenger RNA. RefSeq lists its product as uncharacterized. The record is from RefSeq and is a predicted model, not a curated record. The transcript has 3 exons. The coding region runs from base 561 to 1655 and encodes 364 amino acids. Lineage: Eukaryota; Metazoa; Mollusca; Gastropoda; Lepetellida; Haliotidae.
UCAAAACAAGUUCAAGACCCGGCUCCUACGAUUCUUCGUUGACAGAAGCGUAUCGUUGCUAUCUCAGUUGUUAUUUUAACAGAUUUCAGAGACCUGUUUGAGUUCAAACGUCUUCAUUAUUUCUGCAGACAGGUUUCUGUUGUUGUGAUCGAUUAUCUGGAUUCUACAGUUUUUCCUGUGUUUCACCUUGAUCUGUUGCAAAGAUCAACUCUAGAGGUAUUCUCAUCUAAACAACACACAUAAUAUUGACAUGUCCCACUUCAAAACACAAGAACUCUAGCUUUUACAUUCAUCAAGGCAGGGUUUUUAGAUCGGUUCACUUUCCAGGACAUGGAUUGUCAUCUAAAAUGUCCAACAGAUUGUUUUAAAAUUUGGUAUAUAUUUAUAUAUCGUUGAUAAAAUGAUGAAAAUGUCCUCAUGCCAAUUGUCUCCAUCAAAAUCCCUGUAUAAGUACACAAUGUAAACCACUCAUGUAAACAAGCUUAACACGUGUCAAUACCUGUAUUUUGUCCUUUGUGUGAAAUGAAUCUAAAUAAAUCCCACAUUGAUACUUCAGAGACAUGCUGUGUCCCAGUGAGAGUUGGGUGAACCUGGAUGACCCUCCCUGCCCCGACACUGAUGCUGUCAUCCCCUCCUGUCCUACAAUGAGGUCCACCAGCCUAAUAUGCCCCACCCCUAGAUCCUCCAUCUUCUACAACAGCAUCCUACAACAGUUUGAACAACCUAUUUCCUUCCCAUCCUUCAUCCCAAGCGAGUAUCUGAAUAUUCAUAAUGCAGGUUUUUUCAGUCCAAAUACCAGUGUGCUUCAUUCAGACUAUCCUAACUUUACUUCUAACUGUACUGACACUAAUGACCUUCCUUCUAUGUUUCUAUUAGAGAGCAGACAUGUCUUCCCCAGCCAAAAUCAUACAUCCCUCCCUGCCGCCAGUGCAAACAUAUUCCCAAGCCCAUGUGAUAUGUCCCUCCCUGCUGGCACCAGUGCAAACAUAUUCCCAAGCCCAUGUGAUAUGUCCCUCCCUGCCACCAGUGCUAACAUAUUCCCAAGCCCAUGUGAUAUGUCCCUCCCUGCUGGCACCAGUGCAAGCCAAACCUCAAUCGUCGAAGAGUUUAUUGCUGAACUCUCACCACCUCAUUUCAUGCCUGUUACUAUUUGCAGUGAAUCAAGCCUGAGUCAGAACAUCAGCCAGACGUCAUUGGGUUUCGAUGUUUCCACCUUCCAGCCUCUUCAAGUUGACAGCACAUGCAGCCUGGAUCUCCCAACAAUCAGCCAGACGUCAUUGGUCCCGGUUUUCGAUGUUUCCAGCUUCCAGCCUCUUCCAGUUGACAGUGACAGCAAUCAGCCAGGCAUCAUUGGGCCCAGAUUUCGCUGUUUCUCGCUUCCAGCCUCUUCCGGUCGACAGCUGCCUUCAGUUACCAGUGCAUGCAGCCUAGAUGAAGAAACAAUCAGCCAGACGUCAUUGGGCCCAGAUUUGGAUGAUUCCAUCUUCAGCAGUGAAUGCAACCUGUCACAAGACUACAGCCAGACUUUGAUGAAAUCCAUUGUCAGCCCUGUUCCUGGGCGCAGUGGUUCCAGCCUGUCACAGACCAUCAGCCAAGUAUCAAGUAUUGAGGAUUUCAGUGAAUCCAUCCUCAUAGCCUAUUCCUUUCAGCUGUGA